UGUUGUUGCCGUAAGAAGGCGGAUGUACUUGCACACAAAUGUAGGUAGUUAGAUUGUUGAAUAUGUCCAAUGAGUUCUUUGAGUAAUUAAUACAUUAUCUGCCAAAGUCAGUCAUAUAAAAUGAACUAGAGUUUGACAUGUUAUUGUAUUUAUGAAACGAGUUCACUUUAGCUGAUCCUCGAGAUUGUGCUUUUAGUUGUCUCUCAUGCUACAUGUGCAGCUAUCGAUCUUCGUUAGAUAGAUAGCUAACUUGAUAACACGAGCACCUGCUGUGAAAUUCAGACUUGAUGACAAUUUCUGGGAAGUACAGUUACAGUAGGGAAUUGUUUGACUAUUGACUGUUGUAGCUAGCUUGCUGUCUCAAUGAGGACUGUUCGAGCACUGCAGAGAUUAAGAGGAGUCCUUGUCCGCCCUUGUCCACCACCAUUAUUUGUUAGAUCAUGGAGCGUGGCACAGAGCCAAAGUUUCUCAAGCAGCUCAGCAGAGAAACCAAUGCCAGGAAACUCGAUGCUCAGACACCUAACCUCCAAGAUCAAAGCCACAGGUCCUAUCUCAGUGGCAGAGUACAUGAGAGAGGUUCUUACCAACCCAGUCAUGGGCUAUUAUGUGCAGAAUGAUAUGCUUGGGCCAGAUGGAGAUUUCAUCACGUCACCAGAAAUUAGUCAGAUAUUUGGGGAGUUGCUGGGGAUCUGGUGUUUGAGUGAGUGGAUGGGAGCAGGGAAGCCCAGUCGCUUCCAGUUAGUGGAGUUUGGACCAGGAAGAGGCUCCUUAGCCAAUGACAUUCUCAGAGUUUUCAGUCAGCUGCGUGGGGCCCUGGGUGGGGCUGCAGUCUCAGUGCACCUGGUGGAGGUGAGUCCUAAGCUGAGCCAGGUCCAGGCCCAGUGUCUAACAGGAGACCAGAGCCAGGUGUCAGCCAGCGAGGAUGAGCCUGUGUACCGCCAUGGAACCACCACCACAGGCCUCCCCAUCUCCUGGUACCGCAACCUGGAUGAUGUCCCCAGAGGCUUCAGCAUCUACCUCGCUCAUGAGUUCUUUGAUGCCUUACCCAUCCACAAAUUCCAGGGAACAGAGAAGGGCUGGAGGGAGGUGAUGGUGGAUAUUGACCCAGAUGAGCCAGGCAAGCUGAGGCUUGUCAUAGUGCCAGCUCCCACUCUGGCCUCUACUCAACUCAUACAGGCAGAUGAAAAGAGACGGCACGUGGAGGUCUGCCCGGAGGGAGGGGUCAUCGUCCAGCGCCUAGCCAAUCGGAUCACCGAGGAUGGGGGUGCUGCACUGAUUGCUGACUACGGGCACGACGGGACCAAGAUGGACACGUUCAGAGGUUUUAAAGGUCAUAAGCUCCAUGAUGUCCUAGCCUCGCCCGGCUCUGCUGACCUGACUGCUGAUGUGGACUACAGUUACCUGAGGAGGAUGGCUGGAGCUACGGUGGCCUGCAUGGGCCCUGUCUCUCAGAAAGACUUCCUGAAAAAUAUGGGAAUCGAUACACGCUUACAGGUGCUGCUGAGGAACUGUGCAGACCCGUCCACAAGGGCCCAGUUGAUCCAGGGCUAUGACAUGCUGACCAACCCCCUGAAGAUGGGCGAGAGGUUCCAGUUCUUCACCAUGCUCAACCACAGUCGGCUCACCAGGCCCGAGCCUGAGCAGUCCAAGGGGGGGAAGAAGAUGGCCCCAGUGCCCAAGAAGGGCCCAGCGCCCCUGCCUGUGGCUGGCUUCAGUGAGCUUGGCCUUUCGUAAAGAACAGACACAGAGACUCACCACGGGUUCCUCUGCACUGCAGAGGCUGUGUAUCAACUCACUUAAAAGUUGCACUAUUUAUAAUUUAGCAGACAUUCUUAUCUAGAGUAACUUAGAAUAGUGAGUUCAUACAUUUUCAUACAUUUUUUCUUACUAGUCCCCGGUGGGAAUCCGAACCCACAAACCUGGCAUUGCAAGAGCCUGCUCUACCAUCUGAGCCACACAGGAUUAUAUACACAAGACCCGCGGAAGCAAUAGGGUUUGGUCUGACUGUGGUGUGAGUUUGGUUUGAAAAGUUGAACUGAAGUGCUGAUAAAAUCCUAAGAAUUAUGUACCUUGCCUCACUGAGGGAAGAUGGUGGUUGCCAUCUUUCUCUAUCAUCUACAUGUUCAUUAGACCAACAUAUAAUUCCAAGUGGUAGACAAUGUAACUUUGAUCAGUCAGAAGAACGUCACUCAAGGUCACAGUGUCUGAAGUUAUAGGAAACCAUUCAUGGCCCUUGGCCACGUGGUGCCUGGCUGUCUCCACAUCUUGAAGCAAUCUGGUGAACAUGGAGUUAGUAGAUAGCGUAUGCAUCCCAGAUGACACUACUUUUGAAUAGAGCCCUAUGGGCCCGGGUCAAAAGUUGUGCACUACAUAGGCAAUAGGGUGUCAUUUGGGACACAGUCAGCCACUCACAGCAUGCUGUGUUUUGCUCUGACAGGCUCUCCCUCACUGCACCAGUAGCAAUUAAAGGAUACUAUUACACAGGCCGAUUACCGUAGCCAUAAUAACCAGCCCAAAAAACUGAGCGACCCUAACAUAAAGCUAUCAUAUUAAAGACUUAAUGAGUCAUAUCAUAUUAAAGACUGAAUGAUUAAAAGUCAUUACAAAACAUUUUCCGGUGUAUAUUAUCGUUCUCUUUGUCUUGGAACCACAUACUGUGCUAAGUAUUUUCAUACGAUUAAGACUGAAAAUAUUCUGGUAUUAAUAUUUACAUUUUGAAAGAAAUCUUAGAAGAUUUCUUAGAAAGGCAACAGAAAUGUUUUCCUGCUCAAACUUGUAGAGCGAUAGGAAGCAUUUUCUGGGGACAUCUAUAGGCCUCAACAUAUGGUGCUAUCGUUACACAGCAGUAGUUAGCCAUUUAUUUUCUUCCCCAGCCACAAACGGCUCUGUUCAUCUAACAUAUGGCACAAUGAAAUGUGGCAGGCUACACUGGCACUGUGACAGUUGGAUUUAACUACACAGAUUAGAGACAUAAAGAGAGCUCUUUACCCCAGUUCUUCUGACUCUGUUGGUUGUCUCCCAAAUGGUACCCUAUUCCCCAUAUAGAGCCCUGAUCAAAAGUCGUGCACUACAUAGGGAAUAGGGUCCCAUUAGGGAUGCAGGCGUCCCAUAGUUUCCUCAGUCCCUCGACCAAUUAAAUGAUCAAGAAUACUUGCUCGUUUAAAAAAUUUCACUAAAAUAGGAUGCAUUUGUGUGUUAUGUUGUAUGGCCUAUCUUACGCAGACAAUGAUUCACUGUAGUUUCCAUGAGUUCUCUUACAUAAAGGUAGAAUAUGCUCCUUUGUCUGGAACACCGCAAUAUAAUCUGAUAAACAAGACCAAGGGGACACGAGCUGCAAAUGAAAUAAGUAGUAAAUCUCUACGGUACUGUCUGAGGCAUUUAUUUAUUGUUAGAUAUGUGAAUAUUGGAAUAUAGAAAACAUUGACAUCUGCCAAUCCAGUGGCAGCACAGACUAAAUGAAUCUCAGGUUGAAGUCAUCACCCUUCUACGUGUGUUUUGUACUGAACAUACAGUAUGGAAAACAUCAUACCACAACAUUGUUUCACAAUCCAAAGGGGUGGAUUGAGACUGAAAAUAGACUAAUACCAAAAUAGGGAGUGUGAAGACAACAUAUUGGAAUUUCAAUUGAGUCAUUUGGUGUUUUCAUAAAACAACAAUCAUAAUUUUUGUCCCUGCACACAAAAUUUCAGUCAUUUGAUACUAUAAAUUAAAUGAAUGCAUUCAUUG
Oncorhynchus kisutch (coho salmon) is the source of this 3726-nucleotide messenger RNA. It is a transcript of the gene ndufaf7, whose product is annotated as NADH:ubiquinone oxidoreductase complex assembly factor 7. The transcript has 10 exons. Gene Ontology annotation, biological process: mitochondrial respiratory chain complex I assembly. Gene Ontology annotation, molecular function: protein-arginine omega-N symmetric methyltransferase activity. Gene Ontology annotation, cellular component: mitochondrion. The record is from RefSeq and is a predicted model, not a curated record. The coding region runs from base 364 to 1734 and encodes 456 amino acids. Lineage: Eukaryota; Metazoa; Chordata; Actinopteri; Salmoniformes; Salmonidae.